CUGCCGUCGUUGGUGGUGUCACCGGUCAUGACGGUACCUAUGACAAAAGACUCUAAUAAUUGAUGUCAAAUCUUGAUCGCCUGUAUAUGUACUUGACGGUGUAGCACGCUCGUGAAUCAAUCAUGCACUAUCAUUGUUCAUAUGCAUUUCGAUCAGCAUCCAUCGUUUCUGUGAUAAGGUUUGGCUAGAUAUAUGGCAUUGCCCCUUCAAAACCUUAUGCUUCCUUAUUCCUUCGGCGAUGAACCUAAUUAUGAUGAGCGCUUCAAGAAUUAGUGUUGUUCAUGCUUUGGUCAAGGGUAUUUGGCUCAUGUCAGAGGUCUCUCCUUUCUCCCACCUACUUCUUGCACCCUCACUUCGUUCGCAGUAAUUAACCAUUCGUGAUGUGUGACUCGGGAGACCAUAGGCCAGAUCCUUCUCCAGAAACCUGCGAAGUAAUUGUUCGCGAAAGCUCGAACCAACCCCGUAGUCAAGUUAAGCAGGCUGUGCGGAAAUUUGCGAAAGGCGUCACCAAGAAACUUUCUAAACGCUUCAAGUGUUCCCGUAAGCGUACUCCUGCGAUCCAAAAUGUCGAACUUCAAGAUGCUUCGUCGAAUCAGAAUAUCAGGGUCAACCAAGGCACAUCCGGAGAACCUGCUUCGAAGCUCGACAUCCCCUCUGGCGUAGAGGAAGGCAUUGGUUCCAAAUCAGUUGACGCUGAACUUCAGGGUGCCCACGAGACUUCAGAACACAUGCAAACACUCGGGGGACCUGCGCAAUCUGUGACAUCCGCCGCCAACAAUGCCCAAGCAGGUCUCACUGCUGCAGAUGAUUUCCAGACUAAUUACCUCCAACCCCUGAAAAUUUUUGACACUGUCAUUGAAAAGAUCGCAAAUGUACAUCCAUAUGCAAAGAUGGCGUUGGGCAUACUUUCUGCUGCAGCUAAAAUUGUUCUUGCUCAAGCGGAACGCGAUGAAUCGGUGCAUCGUCUUCUCCAGAAAUUAGAUGAAGUUUUUGGCUUCGUUACCCAAGAUGAUAAUCUUUCCAAGGUUGAAUCGAUGCAUGAUGUCAUCGGAAAGAUCGCUCAGCAGACUCUCGAGUGUGCCCGUUUCAUCAGGGAUUACUCGAAGACAAAGAGCUUCUGGAAGAGAGUUGGUAAAAACAUCGUUGCAGAAACGGAUGAUAUCAUCGCACGGUACAACAACGCCCUGGAUGAACUUAUGCAACAAUUUCGGGAUCGAGCUCAUCGGGACGUAGCUAUAUUUGUCCAGUUUGCGGGUGAAACACUCGAUCUUGGCGGCAUGACUUAUGCUGCGGGUGCGGGACUAGAUACUGCGAAACAAUGUCUGCCAGGUACUCGCAUGGAGAUUCUCUCCCAAAUCACCGAGUGGAUCAACAGCAGCGGAGAUUCUGUUCCGCGUGUAAUGUGGCUAUCCGGCCCUGCAGGCAAGGGCAAAUCAGCCAUCGCGCACACGAUUGCCAACUGGUUCGAGGAAACGGGAGGCCUUGGUUCAUGUUUUUGUUUCGAUCGGCAUAGAGAAGCAGACCGUCGUCAUGAAAAGAUUUUCUCUACCAUCGCGCGCGAUCUUGCUGAUCGUGAUCCGGGAAUGAAACGAGCGUUAGCGGACGUAGUCAAGAAUGCAAACUCACUCAAGAAUACGACGGACAUCAUCCAGCAGUGGCGCAAGCUUCUCAUAGAACCGCUAAAGAAGCUCUCUGCGUCAAGUGUGGGGCCCGUUUUGAUAGUGAUCGAAGCACUAGAUGAGAGUGGUGGAGUGGAGACACGGCGUAACCUCCUCCGCAUACUUGCCGGUAGACUUCAAGACAAAGGGCUUCCCCAAAUCAAUGAACUCCCUUCCAACUUUCGUAUUCUCGUCACCUCUCGCCCCCUUCAUGACAUCGAAAAGGAGUUUGAAGGUGUUAAUCAUAUUCUACCCUUGUCCAUGGACAAGAUUCCAGCAGAAGUAGCGGAGUCCGACAUCCAUGCUUUUGUAUCUGACAAGCUAAAAGGUCUGCCGCAUUUUGGGCGCCAAGAGUUUGCAGACCUCGCUGCGAAAGCUGAUGGACUUUUCGAGUGGGCACGUCUUGCAUGCGAAUACAUUACGGAAGAGCUUCCCGGCUUAUCCCCAACGGACUGUUUCAAUGCUGUCGUGAAUCGCAAUCCUGGGGAGCGGAAAAACUUGUUGUAUGAUAUGUAUCGACUCAUCUUAACAGAAAUCAUGCCAAAGGAUAAGUACACAACGGCUCAUUACGAGCAAGCAGUAGCGAAGUUUCGUUCUGUGAUGGGACAAAUACUUGCCACAGCCGAACCCCUCCCUUUAGCUUCACUGAAUGCUAUGCGGCAGCAUUUCCCGGAGGACCACGACCUUUACGAAGUAGACGUAGUGGUAAAGCGCAUGGGAUCCCUCCUCAGCGGCACUACCGACUCACAUACCCCCGUCCGACCCCUUCAUGCGACCUUUCAAGAAUUCCUCACGGACAAAUCAUCCAGCGGAGACUUCUUCGUCCAGAGAACGAAGGCGCAACAACGCAACCUUGCAUUCGCGUCACUGCGAGUGAUGAUGGCCCGAAAAGAUGGCCUUCGCUUCAACAUCUGUGAUUUGAAAUCGUCGUACCUCCCUAAUUCCCAGGAUACAGAACUGCCUCAACGAGUCAAAACAUCCAUUCUCCCACUUCUCUCCUAUUCCUGUCGAUAUUGGGCCACACAUGUUCAAAUAACAGACUUUGACGAUAAACUAGCAAAGGAAAUAAAAUUACUCUCCGACAAUGAGCGACUGAUGUUCUGGAUUGAAUCACUCGGACUUCUCAAUGCAAUCAGCGGUGCCGUUACUGUGCUUGCACUCGUUGCCAAGUGGCUGAAGGGUCAUCCUGGAUACGAAGAACUGCGGUCCAGCAUGAUGGAUGUACAAAGAUUCAUUCAAGUGUUUGGCGGCAUGAUUUUGCACAGCACGCCACAUCUGUAUGUAUCAGCGCUCCCAUUCUCGCCCGUCAAUUCCAUCAUGGCUACCAAAUUUACGAGAAGAUUUCCAAACAACCUUCGUCUGGUAUCUGGCCGUGAUUUGAACUGGACGGUUGUUCAGGCCGUAAUCAAUGGGCACACUGCACCGGUUUUUUCAGUCUCGUUCUCGCCGGAUGGUACUCGCAUCACGUCUGGUUCGCGCGAUAACACUGUGCAGCUGUGGGAUGCAAGGACGGGACAGCCAUUAGGUGAGCCCUUGGAGGGGCACACUGGAGAAGUUUGGUCAGUCUCGUCCUCGCCGGAUGGUACUCGCAUCGUGUCUGGCUCGUACGAUAACACUGUGCGGCUGUGGGAUGCAGGGACGGGACAGACAUUAGGUGGGCCCUUGGAGGGGCACACUGGAGCAGUUUUGUCAGUCUCGUUCUCGCCAGAUGGUACUCGCAUCGCGUCUGGUUCGUACGAUGGCACUGUGCGGCUGUGGGAUGCAGGGACGGGACGGCCAUUAGGUGAGCCUUCGGAGGGGCACACUGGAGCAGUUUCGUCAGUCUCGUUCUCGCCGGAUGGUACUCGCAUCGCGUCUGGCUCGUACGAUAACACUGUGCGGCUGUGGGAUGCAGGGACGGGACGGCCAUUGGGUGAGCCCUUGGAGGGGCACACUGGAGCGGUUUCGUCGGUCUCGUUCUCGCCGGAUGGUACUCGCAUCGCGUCUGGUUCGCACGAUAACAGUGCGGCUUCUCGUUCUCGCCGGAUGGUACUCGCGUCUGGUUCGUACGAUGACACUGUGCGGCUGUGGGAUGCAGCGACGGGACAGCCAUCUCCUGGGUCAAGAGAGCCAGAUUCCUCUUCAUCUCCGCUGCAUCAAAGCAUCGCACCUCCCGCCCAAGAAAGCCGUAUCAUGCCAACCAACACUUGUAACAAUCGCAUCAUUUCCUUUUCGUCCAGCCAGGAACACGCUCUGCCCAACCCCGCUGACUUGCUCGAACCUACCUCUCAUCUUGAUUCUAAUUCAACUCCUUUCUUGCUGCAGGGUGAUGGAUGGGUGAUGGGACCCAAGCAUCGGCUCCUUUUCUGGAUACCUCCCGCUUCCCAACAUGCAUUUUAUACUCCUUUGACUUCAAUGGUGAUACCCAGAGGACAUCCUGAGCUUGAUUUGAGCCGCAUGGCACAUGGGACGCAUUGGUCGAGUUGCCGAGAUGUCUCCACCUGACGAUAAUUCUAUUGUUGUAAUACUGAGUGUACCAUUUGAUUUUUUGUCAAUUUUAUACCUAGCACCGAG
This is a messenger RNA of Suillus fuscotomentosus, 4211 nucleotides long. RefSeq lists its product as uncharacterized. The transcript has 12 exons. Gene Ontology annotation, molecular function: protein binding. Lineage: Eukaryota; Fungi; Basidiomycota; Agaricomycetes; Boletales; Suillaceae. The record is from RefSeq and is a predicted model, not a curated record. The coding region runs from base 381 to 4142 and encodes 1253 amino acids.